This is a messenger RNA of Trametes versicolor FP-101664 SS1, 438 nucleotides long. Its product is annotated as Aldo/keto reductase. The transcript is spliced from 6 exons. The record is from RefSeq and is a predicted model, not a curated record. Bases 1 to 438 code for a protein of 145 amino acids. Lineage: Eukaryota; Fungi; Basidiomycota; Agaricomycetes; Polyporales; Polyporaceae.
AUGUUUGCUACGAGAUCCUGCUCUGCCUACCAAUUCAUCCAGAUGCAGAACUACGCGAUCACGCACAACCUGACGCCCUUCAUCUCGAUGCAGAACCACUGCUCGCUCAUGUACCGCGAGGAGGAGCGCGAGAUGUUCCCGACGCUGAAGAUUUUCGGAGUUGACUCGAUUCCGAUCCUGGCCAGGUACAAGACCGAGGCUAACCUGCAGGUCGUCGACCGCGUGGAAGAGCUCGCGAAGAGGAAGGGCGUGAAGAUGGCGCAAGUCGCGCUCGCGUGGAUCUUUGCGAAGCCCGGUGUGUCCGCGCCCAUCAUCGGCACGACGAACCUUUCGAACCUCGAGGAGCUUCUCGGCGCGCUGGACAUCAAGCUGUCCGAGGAGGAGGUCAAGUAUCUGGAGGAGCCGUACAAGCCAAUGGUCGUCGUUGGGGCUCUUUGA